This is a messenger RNA of Boleophthalmus pectinirostris (great blue-spotted mudskipper), 951 nucleotides long. RefSeq names its product putative elongator complex protein 1. Gene Ontology annotation, biological process: tRNA wobble base 5-methoxycarbonylmethyl-2-thiouridinylation. Gene Ontology annotation, molecular function: tRNA binding. The coding region runs from base 1 to 882 and encodes 293 amino acids. Gene Ontology annotation, cellular component: cytosol; elongator holoenzyme complex. The transcript has 9 exons. NCBI's taxonomy places the organism in Eukaryota, Metazoa, Chordata, Actinopteri, Gobiiformes, Gobiidae. The record is from RefSeq and is a predicted model, not a curated record.
AUGAGUAAAUGGCUUAUAAAAAAAAUCUCUUGCCCUACAAAUGUUUCAGAAAAGCUGAGUGAACAGCGCCGUUACUCUGAGGCUGCUCUCCUGCUGGACCAAUAUGCCAAUGACUGUGAGGAGGCCAUCCUGGCUCUGAUCACUGGGGCUGUUUGGGACGAGGCUUUGCGUUUGAUUCACACACACCAAAGACAGGACAUCACAGAGACCAACCUCAAACCUGCUUUGCUAGAAGCUUUCAGCGCUCAAACAGUCUUUCUGGAGACUCAGAUGUCCACAUUCACGCGCCACAAGAACAGACUGGCUGUGGUCCGAGAGCAGAAACUCAAGGCCAGGGAGGACAUGCUUGAUGAUGAAGGCCCAGACUGUGCUGAUGCUGAGCUGUACAGUGAAGCCAGCAGUGUCCUGACCGGAUCCAAGUAUUCUCAGAGCAACUCGCGCAUCUCCUCGAGGUCAUCGAAAAACCGACGGAAAGCAGAACGCAAAAAACUGAGUUUGAAAGAAGGAAGCCCGAUGGAAGACAGGGCACUGAUACAUGCCCUCGGGGAGAUCAUCACCACUGUGGACAAAAUGAGAGAGGAAGUGCACGGCCUGCUGAAGAUGUUAGUUCUGUUUGAGUUUGAGCGGCAGGCACACAGGCUCCAGGAGCAGUAUGCAGAGGCUCUGAGUCUGCUGGAGACCUCUGUGCCUGAGGUGUGGCCUGAGAACACGCUCAACUGCACUCCGCUCACUGGGCCCCAGAGCACGGCCAACAGCAUCUCAGCCUCGUUCCAGCAGCAGAAUCCAGCAGCUCCUCCACAGGCCCAGGCACAAGAUGCUGAGAUUGUGACUCCACCAAAGCUGAGACAUAACAUCAAGUGGAAGCUCACUGUUCUAACAUAAAAUAUAUGUAUUUAAUUUAGCUUUUUUUUUUUAUCUUUACAUGUACAUGUUAUUAUGAAAUAUUAAAAU